Molecule: messenger RNA, 2399 nt
Organism: Paramuricea clavata
Lineage: Eukaryota; Metazoa; Cnidaria; Anthozoa; Malacalcyonacea; Plexauridae
Source: the annotation of a GenBank genome assembly
AUGGAAAAGGCAGCCUUUUUGGCAACCAGUCUCAAGGGAACGGCAUUGCAAGUGUUGGCCAAUUUAUCCAAUGACCGUAAACAAGAUUAUCGAGCUUUAGUAACUGCUCUGGCUAGUCGAUUUGGCACGUCACACCGUACAGAGAUUUCUAAAGUAAAGUUCAAAAAUCGAGUCCGACAACGUGAUGAAGGGUUACCUGCGUUGGCCGAGGAUAUAGAAAGGCUUGCUCGCUUGGCUUAUGCGGAUGCUCCUCCAACAAUAACUGACACUUUAGCUCGAGACCAGUUUGUCGAUUCCUUACCUGAUGACGAUAUGCGCCUGCGUCUCCGUCCAGAAAGACCGCAAACCUUGCAAAGAGCGUUGGAGUUGGCUCUCGAGUUAGAAUCUUUCCACCUGGCCAAUCUUCAACAAAGGAUGCGUGUUUCACGUGAGACAAAAGUACAAAGUGAGUUCACACCACGGGGUACAACUACGAGUACACUCGAUAUCGCCAAGAGAAUGGAAGCCGCCAGUAAUCAAAUUGCGCAAUCGAUGAAAAAAUUGGAAGCUCUGAUGAGAGAUCGUAAGUCAGAAAUCACCUCGAAAUAAAGAGCCACGUGACCUGAAAUGUUGGAAAUGUGGAGAAGAAGGUCAUUUCUGCCACGAGUGCCCGAAACGUAGUCCGGCACGUGACGUUAUAAAUACAAACGACGAGUCCGCUAAAGACGGGGUUCCGACGUUUGCCGGUAAAGAAACGAGAACGAGCGGGGCUUCCAAAGGGAAUUUGGGAAACGCCGUUUAGCUCCUCUUAAGGAGCGAAGGGCAGCUAAAAAGAACAAUGAAAAUGCUCCUGAGUUUGUGGUUAAAACUUCCUCUGUUGGAGAUACCUUGUUGGUGGAUGCUAAGAUAGUAAGAUAGAAGGACGGUGGUGUACAGUAAGUCACUGUAAGUGUGUAGUGGACACAGGUUCAAACAUCACAAUUGUUCGUCCGGACGUGAUUGAGUUAAGAAGUGGUAAGAUUCUACCAACAGAGACAGUUUUAAGGACAGUUACUGGAGAAACUGCACCUGUGCGAGGACGCGAUAAGUUGAAUAUAACCGUGGGUAACAGUGAGACGGAGCAUGAUGUGUGGAUAGCCGACAUGGUUGAAGAGGGAAUUAUCGGAUUGAAUUAUUUAAUGGCUAACAAUUGUCAGGUGAAUCUUGCAGGAAAGUUGCUGUUGGUAGGAGAUGACGAAGUUCCUUUGGUCGGUCAAGUGCGACCGGUGGUGAAUAGAUUGACUCGAAUUGUUGUUCGAAGAACAGUUGCUGUACCAGCGAUGAGUGAAGCUGGAAAGCUGAAUAAGUCCCUGGAAAGCUGAAUAAGUGCGGUGAACAACGCACUUGGGCAGUUGUAGAAUUCGUGGUAAACUCGAAACGUAAUCUACUUGUGGCUAGAACACUGGUUGACCUGUCUGCAGAUGAUUUACCGAUAAGAGUUAUGAAUUUAACGAAUGGUUAGGGACCGGUCAUUAUUUAUGGUGGGGGGUGGCACCGAAGAGAAAUGUUUUUCGUGGGAAAAAUUUUGUUGACCCAACCACCAAAAAGUCAAAAAUUUGAUUACCCAACCUCAAAUAUCAAUUAAAAAAUAAAUACCCACCCCUGGCCGAAAACUUUACAAAAAGAUACCAUUCAGUUGUCACCAUGUCCUUUACCAUUUCUGUGACAUAAGUUUGACAACGGAUUGUGAAAUGUUCUGCCUCCUAAAGUUUCAUAUUGUCUGCACAUGCCAAGUUUCUAAAUUGGAGAUACCAUGCAUUUGUCUCGCAACAAAUCGGAAAAUAGUGACUCUGAUUGAUUCAUAUAUUGUAUUUACAUAUGCUUUUUAGUCUCCAAUAUUUCAGUGAGUCAUGCUUUGGAAAUGACAAUUAUUUUUUAUUACCCAACCCUUGAGUUGUUUUGUUUUUCACUUACCCAACCUUUUACUUACUCAAAAUUUAGUUUACCCAACCCUUUUCUCUUCGGUGCCACCCCCCCGCCAUAAAUAAUGACUGGUCCCUUAUAUUUCAUUGAAGAAGGGGACAGAAAUAGCAACGUGUGAACCUGUUGCGUGUGUCAGAAAUUUGGAACAUCAACCUUCCAAAGAAGAAGAUUCGGCAACAAUCCAUAAAGACAAAGGAGGUGAUAGGGAACUUCCCGAACAUCUUGUGGAUUUGUACCGUCGAAGCAAGACUUUUAUUGGAGAAGGACACAAAACUCAAUUGAUUGAAUUGCUUAAAGAAUUUCAGGAUAUGUUUUCAAGUGGACCAAAUUAUUUAGGCAGCACAAGCAUAACAACGCAUAAGAUUAAUGUUGGAGAAGCAAUUCCAGUCAAACAGCGACCAAGGAGACUUCCAAUAAAGCAGAGGGAGGAAGCAAACAAGACGAAACAAGUUAAUUGA